Nasonia vitripennis (jewel wasp) is the source of this 3962-nucleotide messenger RNA. RefSeq names its product 5-hydroxytryptamine receptor 1 (gene 5-HT7). NCBI's taxonomy places the organism in Eukaryota, Metazoa, Arthropoda, Insecta, Hymenoptera, Pteromalidae. Bases 895 to 2520 code for a protein of 541 amino acids. The transcript has 6 exons. Gene Ontology annotation, cellular component: plasma membrane. Gene Ontology annotation, biological process: adenylate cyclase-activating adrenergic receptor signaling pathway. The record is from RefSeq and is a predicted model, not a curated record. Gene Ontology annotation, molecular function: G protein-coupled acetylcholine receptor activity.
CGCGCGACAGUCUAGUCGCAAGUCUUGCGCCGUCGUAUAUACACGCGCGCGCGCGCGCUCUCUCGCAUCUAGUACCGGCGUUCGCCAGUAGUAACGGACGGGCUCGGAUCGGCCCGCGCGAUACAGCCCUCUUUUCUCUCUCCGUUUGUUUAUCCCGGGAGAAGUGAGUGUAUGUGCACACGAACUGUCGGACAGCCGUCGCUAUUCGAUCUUUCUUUUCAUCUUGUGCGUUUGGGUAUAUAGUACAAAAGAGAGGAAGACUCCGCACACAAUCGAGAGAAAGAGGCGAGUAAAAGUGGAACAGUGAUGCUGUAAUGCAAUGCGGUAUUCUACGUGCGUUGCCGAGACGCGGGGAAUCGACAUGAUUUCCGACUGUCCGCCUUGAGCGGAAGAGGAUUUAUUCUCAGACGUGUCUACGUACGGUCCCUCGUGUGACGGAGUUUGACGCUGAAAAAAAAAAAAAAAUAGUGCUCUUGACUGGUGCAGCAACAGCAACAGCAGCCGGCGGCGGAAGGACGGUGCGACGCACCGACGAUGGAUUGCGCUCGCUGGGCCUCCACAAGAGAAUCAGCUAAGCUCCAGGACAUCAGAGUAAUCAAGUGCAGGAUAGGUGGCUCGUCGUCACAACUGAGGAGGCUCUCGUCAGCCCUUGGUCGAGGCUGAGUAUCAUCAGCGAGAGAUAGACAGUCUCGAUGCUGCUUCCGAGCAGUCCGGUGAUUAUCCUGGGAAACGCCUGCGCAAAAGAGUCCCGCAUCACUACGUGGUCAUUGACGAGAUGCCGCCGCAAGCGAGUCGCAGCUCGAAGCUGCCGCAGCUACUACUUGGAGGCCGAUGAGGUUACUGGUGCUGGCUGGGCGCUUUGGGAUGAUGCUCCGGUCAUCCGGUUAGAGUCGUAUGGAGGGGCCAGACUUAAUAAGCACAGAGAGCACCUGGCUUCUGAACCUGACGCCGCCGAUCGCGGUUGCAUCAGCCGCAGCCGAGCACAGCUCCGACAGCUUCUUCCGGGGAUUCCCCGGCAAGAAUUCGCCGUACACUACCACACGGGCAAUUCUACUAGCUCUGGUACUCGGAAGCAUAAUAAUCGGCACGGUAAUCGGCAACAUACUCGUCUGCGUGGCUGUGUUCCUGGUGAAGAAGCUGCGCAAGCCCUGCAACUACCUGCUGGUCAGUCUGGCAGUGAGCGAUAUCUGCGUCGCUCUCCUCGUUAUGCCAAUGGCCAUGCUCUUUGAGAUAAAGGGCAGUUGGUCCUUCGGACCCACCAUGUGCGAGAUCUGGGUCAGCUUCGACGUGCUCAGCUGCACCGCCAGCAUUCUCAAUCUCUGCAUGAUAUCCGUCGAUCGGUACUACGCGAUAUCAAAGCCGUUGGACUACGGCGUGAAGAGGACGACGCGUAGGAUGAUCAUCUACGUGGCCUUCGUGUGGCUGGGAGCGGCCUGUAUCAGCUUGCCACCACUGCUCGUCCUCGGCAACGAGUACACCGAGACGGAGGACGGCUUGUCGCAUUGCUCCGUCUGCCAGAACUUCGGAUACCAGAUCUACGCGACCCUCGGCAGUUUUUACAUUCCCCUCUUCGUCAUGAUACUGGUCUACUACAAGAUCUUCUGUGCGGCUCGGAAGAUCGUGCUGGAGGAGAAACGCGCCCAGAGCCACCUCGAGGCUUACUGUCACUUGGACAUAGAGCAACAGCUCCCGGCACCAAUUCUACAUCCGAAGGCCAAUUCCGACGGACAGACGAACCGCGUGACCUCGCCUACCGAGCAUCACCGCAGUUCCAGCGCGUCAACCACGUGCAGCGUGCACGCGGUCAAGUGCUUCGCGGGCGGUCCGCGCAAGAGCAACGAGUCCCAGUGUCCGAUGCUCCAGCCCUGCCUGGAAAAGCAGCCGAUCCUGGUAUCGGCGACGACGGUCACGACGCCGCUGACCGGCAGCAGCGUUCCUCGUCAGCCGGCCAACAGCCGACAGCGCAAACACGCCAACAGCACGAGCAGCGAGGUGAACUCGCCCCACAAGCAGAAGCGACUGAGGCUCCAGCUGGCCAAGGAGCGCAAGGCGAGCACGACCCUGGGCAUAAUCAUGAGCGCGUUCACCAUCUGCUGGCUGCCUUUCUUCGUCCUCACCAUGAUCCGCAUCUGUCUGAGCGAUCCAUCCCUCAUACCCGCAUCCCUGUCCAGCAUGUUCCUCUGGCUCGGCUACUGCAACAGUCUCCUCAACCCGAUAAUCUACGCGACCUUGAACCGCGACUUCCGCAAGCCCUUCCGGGAGAUCCUCUACUUCCGCUGCGGUAACCUGCAGCACAUGAUGCGCGAGGAGUUCUACCAGAGCCAAUACGGCGACCCGGUUAACAACUACGUCGUCAGGUCGACCAACGAGACGGUCACGACCGGCGCGACCUCGGCCGCCACCGCCGCUGCUGUCAGCGCCGCAGCGGCGGCCGCCGCUAACGCCACGAGGAUAGACCCCCACGAGAUCGACGUCGUCGACCUCACCUCGGCCAAUCCGCCCAGCGAGAGCUUUCUGUGAUCGGGCUCCACGGACUCUACUUCUUACUCUUGCGACGCUCGCGCGGCGUCAGGUAUACCUUAGGUUUUUUUAGGUUUAGUCGAUACGAGCGCGCUCGCGACUCCCUGCGUCGAGGCUUCGAGAAUUAUACCGGUGGCGGAUUUUUAUUCGCGCUCGUUAACUGCUGAUAUAGAGGGUGUUCGUACGGAAGAUCGUAAUUAGUCGGGGCUAGUGUCAUUGGAGAUUUAAUCUAUGAUAAUGCGUUCACCUCCGGUAUAUUAGAUAUUCGUCAUCAUUAUCGUCGCCGCCGCGGCUAUAUGCGUGCGCGUGGCGUGACUCUGGUGUAUUUGCAACGCGCGCAUGGAUUACUUAUUUCACCGGUUCUGAUGAGGAGCCAUUUAUUAGCAGUUAACGAGUUUCGCGUUCUGUCCUCCGAUGGGCGAAGAAGAUGCUUCUCAUUGCGUUUUCGAGAUCGUCGCGAAUGAUGUGUUGUAUACAAAGUGUAAAAUAAUUUAUACGAUAUAACUUUGUUUCGUUUUUUCGUAUAUUAGUUGCGUCAAUUAUAGAAAAAUAUUAGGGUUGAUCUAUGUAAACUGUUGAUUUGUUGAAGUAAUAGGAGAUAUAUUUUUAUCGAGCUGAAGCUAUGGUAUAUGCCGUUUGUUUGUACUAUUAUUUACGGGUACACGUAUCUAGAUUAUAUACUUGAAUUCUAUUCUCACUCCGUAGUACUGUAAGGUAAUAGCUUUAAAUACAACCACCGCCAGCAGACUGACAAAAAGUUUAAAACAGAGACGAGGGAGUCGAGAUAUUUGUAAUUAUGAACUGUAAACGAGCGUGUAAUGCUGUAACAACUGAACUAGGCGAAUUUAAUCGAGAGAGUAAAUAUGCGAGAAAUGUUUCGCUGUUAGCAAAAAAUAAAAAAAUUUUAUGAGCAGACUUACGUUCUCAUCCAGGAUCGUCUAUGAUUUUCGAUCGAAGCUACAAAUUUUCUCGAUAUAAACAAGAUAAUCAACAACUCUUCAAAAAGCUCUUCGUGAACGUAUUAAAGCUGUGAGAAAGUGGCGCGCGAUUAUCUGUGUCGUUUGACUGUGCUGAGUGAGUCGUUCCGCGGAACGAUUAUAUCGUCUGGAAGAGCUGUCGAAAAUUUCGAUAUUAAUGAUAAUUCAGUGUCGACAACUUUUUUUACAUAAGCAGACGUUAUACACAUAUAAAUAUUAUAAAUAUACGUAUAAGUGAGAGGCGAGAGAUCAGUGCAUGCGGGAUCCUCUUCUUCGUAGAUAAAUAAUAUAAUAUGAGCAGGCGCGGAGUAACAAAAAAAAAAUAAACUUUUUCAUGAUGUACAAGCGCAAAUACCGAAAAAAAAGUGAAAAAAAAAAUCCCAAAAAAACUGUCGUAGUUAGCGCACGCAGCCUCCUUCUCACUCGUAAUCGCAAGCUUCGCGCGGAAGUCUUGUAAAAAAAAAA